AUGGCGCGGUACUUAGUGAGGAUCGUUCUCUUGGGAGCCCAGUCGGUUGGCAAGGCGUUCGCGAAGACGGUGCGCCAGGAGAUCGAAGCCCACAGGGAGGCAGCCCGGAUGCAUGCGGCGCAGUCCGACCCCUGCACGCGCACCAAAUCCGAUGCUGCGCUCAAUGGUAUGACGCUGGCGGAGGCGCAGUCGAUUCUGAACGUAAAGGAUGUGCUGGAUCGCCGAGAAGUCGAGAACAGAUUCCAGCACUUGUUUCAGGCCAAUGAGACGAAGACAGGCGGCUCAUUCUACAUUCAAUCGAAGGUCUUUCGGGCCAAGGAACGUAUCGAUGAGGAAAUCAAAAAGUUGGAAGCACAGACAAAGUCACAGGUUCAAUCAGAGUCGAAGUAG
This is a messenger RNA of Drosophila obscura, 390 nucleotides long. Its product is annotated as mitochondrial import inner membrane translocase subunit Tim16. The coding region runs from base 1 to 390 and encodes 129 amino acids. NCBI's taxonomy places the organism in Eukaryota, Metazoa, Arthropoda, Insecta, Diptera, Drosophilidae. Gene Ontology annotation, biological process: protein import into mitochondrial matrix. The record is from RefSeq and is a predicted model, not a curated record. Gene Ontology annotation, cellular component: TIM23 mitochondrial import inner membrane translocase complex. The transcript has a single exon.